CAUUACUCCUGGCACCGAUAACGAUCUAAGUUCGCGGACGUAACCUGUGAUGGCUCGGUCAACGACGGAGUCCUCAGCGGCGCUGUAUCCGGCUUCGACCGGCCCUCACUUCAACUUAGAGCGCUGUUAACGAGAGCGCCGUUGUUGAGAUGUCAUGGGAUACUUGGUCCCAUUAUGCCCCACCACAGUUCAACACAAGAGCAAGACAGCCUGUGGAUCUCCCCACUUUCCUUCAGUACAUCCUGCCAGCGUUUUUGUGUUACUGCAUGAGCGCAAUUCUCACUCUGCGCUCCCAUCCUUUCGUGAUACGUCUGGGAUUUUUACCGGCAACUCUGUAUGCGAUGUAUCGUUGUGCUGUAGUGCUUGACUUGUCCAAUGGGGAGGAAACACAGAUGCAUCUGAACCAGCUCCUACUCAUCUUGACAACUGUGUCGAGUAUGCGCGCUACUAUCUGGACAUUCUCUGAAGCACCUUGCAAGAUAUCGGAUCCGUCCAAGUCGACACUUUCUCGUCUCCUGACUAGUUUACGGGGCAUCGGCUGGAACUGGGGCGCAAAUGUCUAUAUUCCACCCGAGAGACGGCCGACCUCGUCUAGAUUUGUUUUGCCGGUUCGCUCUCGCCUGACACGUUUGGCAAGCGUUGGGGGAGGAACGAUACUUGACGGACCCCUUCCUACCCUUCGCUCGACGUACAUCACGCUUCUUUCAGUCGUCGUGAUGUACUGUGCGAUGCAGAGCGAAUAUGAUGCUGCUACUCCAUCGUGGCAUCCAACUGAGUGGCCUCCGCUCUUUGAUGAUCCAUGGUUGUCCACUUCUUUGUCCCAAUUUUGGGCUAGGAGAUGGCAUCAGGCUCUUAAGCCUGUUUAUGUCUCCUUUGGUGGCAUACCCUUGGGUCCAGGGCGUGUGGGGAUGGUCCUGGGUUCCUUCACCACGUCUGCCGUGAUCCAUUAUCUUGGUGUGUGGGGUAUGGGCCAUCGUGCAAAGUUUUGGGACUCUGGAUGUUUGUUUCUAGUCAGUGCGAUUGGUGUUCUUGCCGAGGGUGCGUUUCGUCGGGUUUUUGGAGUUAGGGUUGGAGGUCUUUGGGGGUGGAUAUGGACUAUGGCUUGGUUGUUGUUCUGGUCGAACUAUCUUGUAGAUGCAUGGGCACAGGUUGGUAUGAUUGGGGCCUCUCCAUUUCCUAAAUCUAUGAGGCCAGUGGAUAUACUUGGAUGGACAUGAUUUCCCCCUACAAUUUAACCAUUAUAUGUUUACUGCUAACUAGGUGUGAGGAAGCGGUGACGAAGGUCACAGAACCUCACAUGACGAGCUCAAACCAAGUGACAGGGUUAAUGACUGUAUUAGUAGAACUGGGAAAAAACUGAAGUAUGGAAGGGAACGGGUUAUAUAUGAUAGACCUGUAACCGAUCGUCUUGAAUGGGAGGCAAGCUCAUGAUCAAGAUGACUGAGCUCAAAUUUUUGGUGGUGGAC
Messenger RNA from Desarmillaria tabescens, 1466 nucleotides. RefSeq lists its product as uncharacterized. The record is from RefSeq and is a predicted model, not a curated record. The coding region runs from base 150 to 1217 and encodes 355 amino acids. Gene Ontology annotation, biological process: lipid metabolic process. NCBI's taxonomy places the organism in Eukaryota, Fungi, Basidiomycota, Agaricomycetes, Agaricales, Physalacriaceae. The transcript has 5 exons.